This is a messenger RNA of Protopterus annectens (West African lungfish), 448 nucleotides long. RefSeq names its product KRAB domain-containing protein 4-like. The coding region runs from base 164 to 433 and encodes 89 amino acids. NCBI's taxonomy places the organism in Eukaryota, Metazoa, Chordata, Ceratodontiformes, Protopteridae. The record is from RefSeq and is a predicted model, not a curated record. The transcript is spliced from 3 exons. Gene Ontology annotation, biological process: regulation of DNA-templated transcription.
AAUUAUUUGACAGGAAAUACUUGAAAGUGCUAUUUGUGUGGAAAAUAACACUUGGAUUUGUGUGUUUAUUUAUCAUUCUUCUGUUUGUCAUCUCCGAAAGGUAGCUUUUGCUUGAUCUCCUGAGGAGUGCAGAUCGUAGAAAAGAAAGCUGAAUCUGGAGAUCAUGAAGCUGGAGGUUCCGAACACAUUUGAAGAUGUUGCUGUUGAGUUUUCAGGAGAGGAGUGGAAGAUGCUGAGUGAACAGGAGAAAGACCUACACAGGGAGGUGAUGGUGCAGAACUAUGAGAACAUGAUAUCAGUAGGAUAUAACAUCCCGUUGCAGAGCUUGUGGUUACUGCUUGGCAGAGCUGAGGAUGUACCAUCCAUUGAUAAAGAAAGAGCCGAGCUGUUGCAGAAAGAGAAGCUUCCUGAUGGCACUAUGACCAGUAAGUAGUUAGUCAGAUAAUAA